UUCUGAACUGACCCCAUAGCCUUUAUACCUUGGUUCUUCUUGUUAAUCUGAAAGCAUGGGCUAUGAGCAAUAUGGAUAUAUGCUGAGUGUACAAAACAUUAAGAACACCUUCCUAAUAUUGAGUUGCACCCCCUCUAUUUGUCGGGUGCAUGGACUCUACAAGGUGUUGAAAACAUUCCACAGGGAUGCUGGCCUUUGUUGACUACAAUUCUUCCGACAGUUGUAUCAAGUUGGCUGGAUGUCCAAUGUCCGAUUGGUUGGUGGACCAUUCUUGAUACACACAGGAAACUGUUGGGCGUGAAAAAACCAGCAGUUAUUUUUUUAAAAAAUAUUAUUAUUAUUUUUUUUACCCCCUUUUCUCCCCAAUUUCGUGGUAUCCAAUUGUUAGUAGUCACUAUAUUGUCUCAUCGCUACAACUCCUGUACGGGCUCGGGAGAGACGAAGUGUGCCCGUUUGGGGAUCUGAUAGUAUUUCUGAUUGGCUUAAUGCACCACCACUCAUGAGCUGUGGAGCUUCUCAAAGGAAUGCUUUCUUCACCUCAAACAGCAAGCAAACAACCUCUGUUUUUACAUCCAUUGAGAAUGACAAUAGUUCCUCAAUGUAUUUUUAAAUCUUUCCAGCUCUCUCUCUUUCGAUAACCACUCAGCAUGAAAGGGAAAAACAUCAUUCUCUGAUUCAGUGGAAAUAUCGUAAAACAGGCCUACCUGAGGACCUCGUAUCCCUUGAUCAAAUAGCCUACAGCUGUGUCUGUCCCGAGCUCACUGCUACAGGAACCUCUGAGGACCCAGAAUAUUUUAUACAAUGCUGCAUGUUUGCUAGCUCAAGCCUGACCCAAUUUGGUAGUUGACACGUUUCAAGUUCAUUGCAGACAGGCCACGCAUAGCCAAUGUGAUUUCUAGGAUAUUUAUUUUGAUCAAGAUAUUCUUUAAUUAUUAUUUCGUCUUGUUUUUUUUACCCAUUUUUCUCCCCAAUUCCAUUGUAUCCAAUUGGUAGCUACAGUCUUGUCUCAUGGCUGCAACUCCUGCACGGUCUCGGGAGAGGUAAAGGUCGAGAGCCGUGCGUCCUCCGAAACGCAACCCAACCAAGCCACACUGCUUCUUGACACAAGGACAAUUUUGCACCGCCCCAUGGGUCUCCUGGUCUCGGCCGGCUGUGACAGAGCCUGAACCCCAACCAGGAUCUCUAGUGGCACAGCUAGCACUGUGAUGCAGUGCCUUAGACCACUGCGCCACUCGGGAGGCCCAUCAGAAUAUUUUCUCCCUGCAAUGUUUGUUGGCUUUAUGUAGGCUAUUUUUACAUAGUUGGCAAUUCAAAUAGAAGUUACUUUUUAUGUUGGUAUGAUUUUAUUUUAGAUUUGGACAUAAUUUUCAUUAAGCACAUGACAAUGAUUUUGAAAUACGAAGAUGUUUUGCUAAAUUAAAUGAAACAUUUCCAUCAAAAUGUGCAUAUGAAAAUCAUGGUCAGAUAAAUUGGCAUUCCACAUGAGAAAGGUUGCCAACUCCUCUCCUAUUACCGGCAACUAUUUUAUAAAUGACAUGGCGAAAUAGGAAGCCGAUUCCAGAUUUAACUUUAGAUUGGAGAUGCUUAAUGUGAGUCUGGAAGGAUAGUUUACAGUCUAACCAGACACCUAGGUAUUUGUAGUUGUCCACAUAUUCUAAGCCAGAACCGUCCAGAGUAGAGGUCGACCGAUUCUGAUUUUUCAACGCCGAUACCGAUUAUUGGAGGACCAAAAAAUCCGAUACUGAUUAAUCGGAUGAUUUAAAAAAAUAAAAAAGUUUUUAUUUGUAAUAAUGACAAUUACAAUAAUACUGAAUUAACACUUAUUUUAACUUAAUAUAAAGCAUCAAUAAAAUCAAUUUAGCCUCAAAUGAAUAAUGAAACAUGUUCAAUUUGGUUUAAAUAAUGCAAAAACUAAGUGUUGGAGAAGAAAGUAAUAUGUGCCAUGUAAAAUAUGUGCCAUGUAAGAAAGCUAACGUUUAAGUUCCUUGCUCAGAACAUGAGAACAUAUGAAAGUUGGUGGUUCCUUUUAACAUGAGACUUAAAUAUUCCAAGGUAAGAAGUUUUAGGUUGUAGUUCAUAUAGUAUUUAUAGGACUAUUUAUCUCUAUACCAUAUGUAUUUCAUAUACCUUUGACUAUUGGAUGUUCUUAUAGGCACUAUAGUAUUGCCAGUGUAACAGUAUAGCUUCCGUCCCCCUCCUCGCCCCUCCCUGGGCUCGAACCAGGACCACAUCGACAACAGACACACUCAAAGCAUCGUUACCCAUCGCUCCACAAAAGCCACGGCCCUUGCAGCGCAAGGGGAAUAACUACUCCAAAUCUAAAAGCGAGUGACGUUUGAAACAGUAUUAGCGCACACCCAGCUAACUAGCUAGCCAUUUCACAUUGGGUUACACCAGCCAUUAGGCUGAUAGGUUUGAAGUCAUAAACAGCGCUGUGCUUGCGAAGAGCUGCUGGCAAAACGCACAAAAGUGCUGUUUGAAUGAAUGAUUACGGGCCUGCUGCUGCUCAGUCAGACUGCUCUACCAAAUCAUCAGACUUAAUUAUAACAUAAUAACACACAGAAAUACGAGCCUUUGGUCAUUAAUAUGAUCGGAUCCAGAAACUAUCAUUUCAAAAACAAAACGUUUAUUAUUUCAGUGAAAUACGAAACCGUUUGGUAUUUUAUCUAACGGGUGGCAUCCAAAAGUCUAAAUAUUCUUGUUACAUUGCACAACCUUCAAUGUAUGUCAUAAUUACGUAAAAUUCUGGCAAAUUAGUUCGCAAUGAGCCAGGCAGCCCAAACUGUUGCAUAUACCCUGACUCUGCAUGCAAUGAACGCAAAGGAAAUUACACAAUUUCACCUGGUUAAUAUUGCCUGCUCAGCUGGAUUAGUAGUUAUAACUAGUGAUUAUGAUUGAUUGUUUUUUAUAAGAUAAGUUUAAUGCUAGCUAGCAAUUACACCCUCCGACAAACCAUCAAACAGGAAAAGCGUUAAUACAGUACAAAGAUCGAAGCCUACUACCUGGCUCUGACACUUGUCGAAUGUGACAGGGCUUGCAAACUAUCACAGAGUACGACGGAAAAACCCAGCCACGAGCUGCCCAAUGAUGUGAGCCUACCAGACGAGCUAAAUGCCUUCUCUGCUCGCUUUGAUUCAAGCAAGACUGAACCAGGCAUGAGAGGACCAGCUGUUCCGGACGACUGUGUGACCAUACUCUCCAUAGCCAGUGUGCGUAAGACCUUUAAACAUGGUUAACAUUCACAAGGCCUGACAUAUUUCCAUGAUGCAUACUCCGAGCAUGCGCUGACCUCUAUACCAGGCUGUGUCAGAGAAAGGUCCUAAAAAUUGUCAACGACUCCAGGGUACCAAAGGACCCUGAACAGAUUCUACCCCAAGCCAUGAGACUGCUAAAUAGUUCAGCCUGGUAGCUAUUUAGUUAACUAUUUAACUCUCUGAAUUGACUCAUUUUGCACUAAAUUUUUUGACACAUACACUUCUGCUACUGUAUAUUAUCAGUCACUUAUUCCUAGUUAUACUGUAUGUACAUAUCUACCUCAAUGACCUCGUACCCCUGCGCAUGGACUUGGUACUGGUACUCCCUGUAUAUAGCCAUGUUAUCUUUACUCAUUGUGUAUUUAUUAUUAUUUUUCUAUUAUUUCUGUUAUUUCAGUUAGGAAGGGCCCAUAAGUAAGAAUUUCACUGAUAGUCUACCCCUACUGUUUAUGAAGCAUGUGAUAAAUAACAUUUGAUCUGAUAUCAAACAGAGUUCAGAGCGUGAUGUCAGAUAUGUCAUAACAGAAUGAGUGCUUCAUCCAAUAUCACGUGACAGCUGUGCUCAGCCAGCCGCGUCCCCUACUAGCUGUCACCUGCUUGUCUCCGCUUUUUCUCCGCCAGUUAUUUCAGCCGUGAUGAGGAGCUGGGUGUGAAGACACUUAUGAGUCUUCUGUUGUUGCCUUUGCUUCUAAUUAUUGGAGCAGCUAGCAGCCUGUUAGAACCAAGAGCACAGGGCAGUUUGACUUCGCUGUCACACAGCCUCUGAGGGAAGGGAAAUUGGGAUACCUAGUCAGUUGAAAACUGAAAUGUCUUCAUUUCAUGUCUUAAGCCAACCCCUCUGAAUCAGUGCCAUAAUAGAGCACAGUGACAGUCAUGCUUGCACCUUUACAUCGCUGAAAACUGCGUAUCUUUUGCCCACAACACAUUCAAAAGUUAUGCACCGUAUUACCGGAGCUACCUUUCCUUUUGUACCACAAUUCAUACGCAUUUAUAUCAUUUCAUAAACCACUCGCAGGCCGCUAAUCGGUGGUUAGAUAGCAAACAACCUUGUUUAGUCAUGUUACCUAGCUAGCUAACAACCUGGUAACUUGACCAAUAGGCUAUUCACAAAUUUGGAUGGCACGGGAAGAACAGAAAAGAGAGGCCUACUACUUAAUACCGUUAUUCUUUGCCUGGUAUCGCAUCCUUAGUCAAAUGUUGGUAUUGUGACAACACAAGCACAUAUUUGGGCCCUCACCAGUUUGCAUCCCUGUUAAUAGUCAAAUUGCCACGUCCGUUUGUGAUAUUACAACAACAAAGACUGGAAACAAGGGCCCCAGAUUCUUUUUCCUCUGACAUCAUUGCAUGUGUGAUAGAACAGCAGCAUAUGUACUGCCAUUUUUAACCUUGAUGCUUCUCAGCUCUGCUUCAUCAACAAUAACAACCUGUUUCCCCUACUGUGGAUUCCACUCAUCCUACAUGUACAUCUUACCUCAAUUACCUCGACUAACCGGUGCCCCUGCACAUUGACUCUGUACAGGUACCCCCUGUAUAUAGCCUCGCUAUUGUUAUUUUACUGCUGCUCUUUAAUUAGUUGUUACUUUUAUCUCUUAUUUUUUUCACUUAUCAAUUUUUUACUUAACACAUUUUUUUAAGUAAGCAUUUCACUGUAAGUCUACACCUGUUGUAACGGCCCUGAAUUUUCUGAACCGUCUCAGUGCAGCUCCUUCCAAAAGGACGCUUUCCCUUUAAUUCCUAAUUAAAUAGCCAGCAUCAGCUGCGCAAAAGUGGGGUUGUGACGGAGACGUGAAUGAGGAUGUGUUCAACCCUCAGUUCCGAAGCUUCUCUAUUCCGUUUGUUGUGUAGCCUAAGAGAGUUUACCUAGGAUCGGAUCCACUCUUUGCGUCCGUGGACUACACCUCUCCGUGGCCUUUCUCCGCUGGAGAUCUAUUGGCGGAUUGGAUUGUCUGACUGACCGACUGACUACAACCUUUUUGUAUACGUCGCUCCUUGAGGCCCACGACAUGGUAGCCUCUAAGUGCUAUGAGGCCGUGCCCCCAGCGGAGCUGUUUAAUGAGGAGCUGGGGAACAGUUCUCUGAUGCAGGCCGAUGCUGUACGCAUGAUCGGCAUCCGCAAGAAGGCUGGAGAACCACUGGGAGUGACGUUCAGAGUGGAGAAGGAGGAGCUGGUCAUCGCUAGGAUCCUCCACGGAGGAAUGAUUGACAGGCAGGGUCUGCUGCACGUGGGUGACAUCAUAAAGGAAGUGAAUGGGCGGGACGUAGGGAACAACCCCACUGAGCUGCAGGAGAUGCUGAAGGACUGCAGCGGAGGAAUCACUCUGAAGAUACUGCCUAGUUAUAGAGAUGCACCCGCCCCACCACAGGUGUACGUGCAACCCCACUUUGACUACGAUCCAGCAAAUGACCAUCUGAUCCCCUGCCGAGAGGCGGGGAUUGGCUUCAAGAGGGGGGACCUCCUUCAGAUUGUCAACAGGGAGGACCCCAACUGGUGGCAGGCAUGUCAUGUGGUUGGUGGAGCCACUGGACUGAUCCCCAGUCAGUUCCUGGAGGAGAAGAGGAAAGCCUUCGUCCCAAGAGAUUUUGAUGGCUCAGGGAUCCUGUGUGGUACGAUAACUGGAAAGAAGAAGAAAAAGAUGAUGUACUUAACAGCCAGGAAUGCAGAGUUUGACAGGCACGAGCUGCAAAUCUAUGAGGAGGUGGCCAAGAUGCCCCCAUUCCAGAGGAAGACUCUAGUUCUGAUUGGAGCCCAGGGGGUGGGCCGACGCAGCCUCAAGAACCGACUGGUGGUCCUUAACCCAACAUGCUUCGGAACCACCAUACCCUUCACCUCCCGGCGUCCCCGUGACGAUGAGCUGGACGGUAAGUCGUACCGGUUUGUGACGCGGACGGAGAUGGAGGCAGACGUAAAGGCGGGCGGCUACCUAGAGCACGGCGAGUACGACGGGAACCUCUACGGAACCAAGAUGGACUCCAUCCACGAGGUGGUGGACACGGGGCGCACCUGCAUCCUGGACGUCAACCCACAGGCUCUGAAGGUACUAAAGACAGCAGAGUUCAUGCCGUACGUGGUGUUCAUCGCAGCACCAGAGUAUGAGACGCUCAAGGCCAUGCACAAAGCUACGGUGGACGCUGGAAUCACCACCAAACAACUCACGGAUGUGGAUUUGAGGAAGACUGUUGAUGAGAGUGCUCGUAUCCAGAGGACCUACAACCACUACUUUGACCUCGCCAUCACCAAUGACAACCUGGACCGAGCCUUCCAAACGCUACAGGCUGCCGUCGACAAACUCUGCUCCGAACCACAGUGGGUCCCCGUCAACUGGGUCUACUGAACCCCAACCGGACACUGACCGGUCAACUUGACCGUGUAUGUGUUCGACCACAGAGACAGGGGAAAGGAAAGGAGGAAGGGUGUUCGUCAGGGACUUUGACGGGGAAAACCCAAACCAACCGCCUCGUCCCUCUCUCCCUUCCUCCUGCACACAAUGCACAUUUUUUCUACUCGAAACUCAAAGGCAAAUAGUUCUUAUUUAUUUUAAUAUUUGUAACUUUUUACGAAAUAUCUUUCUAUUCAUACCAACGUGGAAUUCAGAAACAUGAAAAAAAUAAAAAGGCCAAACAUCACGGCCAUAUUUAUUUGUUGUUAUGUUUGUUUGUUUUUUUGUAGUUGUUCCUCUGAGAACUAAUGAUGUUUGUUUUUUUGUAGUUGUUCCUCUGAGAACUAAUGAUGUUUGUUUUUUUGUAGUUGUUCCUCUGAGAACUAAUGAUGUUUGUUUUUUUGUAGUUGUUCCUCUGAGAACUAAUGAUGUUUGUUUUUUUGUAGUUGUUCCUCUGAGAACUAAUGAUGUUUGUUUUUUUUUUCUCCGAGGACUGCUUUGAAAGAGUUUUUAUUGUUAUAUCAACACAGUUCAAGAACGAAGUUCAAGAACGACACUAUGGAAUAUUCCAGAACUAUGAGCAGUGUUGCCAAGGAAACCUGUUUACAGCGCUCGUUAUUGCCCUGACAACUACCGUGUCUCAGUCCAAAUCCUGUGAAGCCCACCCUUGUGAUUGUCGUAGGACCUCCCACCCCACUCCAAAGAAAAUCCCCUACAGUGCCCUGUAGUAUGUACUGUAGUUGGCUACCCCGUGAUUGGUUUGUGUUUAUCUCUUUAAAAUUAUGACUUAAGAAAAAUUGACUUAUUGUCUGAAUAUCUAACCCUCACACAUCCCACAAAGAGAAUGAAGGGAAAAAGCUUUACACUUUACAUUGUAGUAUUGAAUAUCAGGAUCAAAACACUGUCUGUGUUUCAUUCAUGUCUGAGUUGUCUGUACUUUUAUUUUAGUACCGUAGGAUUCACUGUCUUUCGUUGCUACGGUGAUCUUUUUAGCUAACUGACAUUUUUGUCUCGCAUGAUCCUUUGCUUUGAAUUGUUGUUUUUGACUAUUGAACAAAUACUACAUCCUGUUUUGAAGCGUUCUGUCUGUGUUGUGUCGACAGCAUGACCAUCAGAAUACCACUCACCAUCUACCCUAAUCUGUAUGUAAGGUGCUUAUUGUUGUAUUUUAAUCUGUUGCUAUCCCACGGUCCUCUCCUCCAGUAUCACAUCUCCAAAACCCUCCUGCACUGUAACCUAAAUACUACAUUCUGUUUCCUGUGGUCACUCUGAAAGAUUUCCCAACUUGUGAUCAAUAACAGACAUCUCUAAUAGCAAUACAUUGUUACAAUAAAUUAACUGAAAUUCA
Oncorhynchus keta (chum salmon) is the source of this 7979-nucleotide messenger RNA. Its product is annotated as protein PALS2-like. The record is from RefSeq and is a predicted model, not a curated record. NCBI's taxonomy places the organism in Eukaryota, Metazoa, Chordata, Actinopteri, Salmoniformes, Salmonidae. Gene Ontology annotation, molecular function: protein binding. Bases 5258 to 6586 code for a protein of 442 amino acids. Gene Ontology annotation, cellular component: cell-cell junction; plasma membrane. The transcript is spliced from 10 exons.